Messenger RNA from Polypterus senegalus (gray bichir), 6379 nucleotides. RefSeq names its product junctophilin 2 (gene jph2). Gene Ontology annotation, cellular component: junctional membrane complex; endoplasmic reticulum membrane; sarcoplasmic reticulum. NCBI's taxonomy places the organism in Eukaryota, Metazoa, Chordata, Cladistia, Polypteriformes, Polypteridae. The record is from RefSeq and is a predicted model, not a curated record. Bases 399 to 2798 code for a protein of 799 amino acids. The transcript has 6 exons.
GAGACGGAGGGAGAGGAGGAAGGAAGGAAGGAAAACUUAAAACAUUUGAAAGCCUGGAAGGAGCCCUCAGCCGCGUGCCAUGCAGACCACCGCUGAAGGAGCUGAGCGAGUUGGAGCUCCUACAAUUGUUGCCAUUCUGAAGUUAGGCGAAACUUUCUGAAACUGUUUCCAGCUAAAACAAUGAGUAUAAGAAGACAACGGCAAGGAGUGCGUAACAAUGUGUAGCUGCAACUUCAAACUCCUGUUUGGCAGAGUGUUCCAGUAGGUCUAAACGGAUCCAGCGGAUCACGGAACACGAAUUAGGGCUACUGCACAUGCCAAGCCCACCGCCCCCCAGACUUACCACUCCACCUCCUCCUGCCCUUUAGAAAGGACCCUCUUCGUACCCUGGACAGCCCAUGUCCCAAGGCGCCAUGAGCGGGGGGCGCUUCGAGUUUGAUGACGGCGGUGCCUACUGCGGAGGCUGGGAGGGCGGAAAGGCACAUGGACAUGGCAUCUGUACUGGCCCCAAAGGUCAAGGGGAAUACUCGGGCUCCUGGAAUUACGGCUUCGAGGUGGUCGGGGUGUAUACCUGGCCAAGUGGAAACACCUACGAAGGGUACUGGUCUCAAGGCAAACGCCACGGUCUAGGCGUCGAAACCAAAGGACGUUGGGUCUACAAAGGCGAGUGGACGCAUGGUUUUAAAGGAAGAUAUGGAACCCGGCUGAGUCAGGGCAGCGGGGCCAAGUACGAAGGCACCUGGAGUAACGGGCUGCAGGACGGCUACGGCACAGAGACUUACGCAGAUGGAGGCACCUACCAGGGUCAGUUCACUGGAGGAAUGCGUCAUGGCUAUGGGGUUCGUCAAAGUGUUCCAUAUGGAAUGGCUGCUGUGGUUCGUUCCCCACUGCGCACGUCCCUCACUUCCCUUCGGAGUGAGCAUAGCAAUGGCACUCUUGUACAACAGGAUGCUCCAAACCUUAACCCUGGAAAUGCAACUCCAGGUCUGGAGAGUUCCUUUAUUCCUGCCAGCCCUUCCCGAGGUGGAUUUGCUCUUACCCUCUAUGUAAACCCGGAGGUGGUGAAGCCUAAAAAGAAGGGUCUCUUUCGAAGGGGCUCCUUACUGGGGAAGCUCAAAAAAUCAGAGUCAAGAACCUCCCUUUCCAGUCAGAAGAGUAAAAUUAGCUUUCUUAAGAGUGAAUCUGGUCUUAGCUCUGCGGCAAGUGACGCAAACUCCACCAUUAGUCUAGGAGAGGGAACUGAAGGGGGUGAAGAUUUUCCACCCGUUGAGGCAGACAUUGAUGCUACUACAACUGAGGUCUAUAUGGGGGAAUGGAAGAAUGACCAUCGUUGUGGCUACGGGAUUAGUGAGAGAUCAAGUGGGCUGAAGUAUGAAGGCGAGUGGCUGGAUAAUCAGCGCCAUGGUUAUGGGUGCACAACAUUUCCAGAUGGGAGGAAGGAAGAAGGAAAGUACAUGAACAAUAUGCUAGUGAAAGGAAUGAAGAAAAGAGUGAUACCACUGAAGAGUACUAAGAUAAGACAGAAAGUAGACAGAAGUGUGGAGGGUGCCCAGCGAGCAGCUGCUAUUGCUAAGCAGAAGGCAGAGAUUGCGGCCUCCCGGACUACCCACGCCAAAGCUAAGGCAGAAGGAGCAGACCAUGCCGCCUUGGCCUCCAACAACGAGUCAAGCAUAGCCAGGGUGGUCGCACGUGAGCUCUCCCCAUCUUUCUACCAACCAGGUCCAGAAUACAUAAAGAGAAAAGUGCUUCAAGAAAUUGCUGAAAGUAAAGAAAAUGUAGAGAAUGCUGAACAGGAGCCCCCAUCAAUAGAGGAGCCUCCUCCAACACCCCCAGAAAGCCCCCAGCUUCAUGAGAAAGAAAGUCUGGAUAGGAGCUCUUCUCCGGCCCAUACGCCAUCACCAAGUCCUGCUGCAACACCCCCAGAAGCCAAAAGGUCUAAACUGUCCCCAAAGAAGGAGACACCAAAUUUUCUCAGUCCUGGAAAUUGGAAUGGAGAGCAGGCAAGCAGAAGUGGAAGUCGCACAAGCAGCCACCCUAACAGCCAGCCUGGCAGUCGACCCAGCACUCCUAGUAAUGUGUGUCAUUUGGUAGUAGAUGAGAGGCAUGGCUCCAGCAGCCGCAGUCAUUCACGGGCCUCCAGCAGGCAGAGUAAUCGGGCAGAUCAAAAUAGCAAUUAUGAGCUAGAGAUUAAACCACUUCAGAAGAUGGACCGUUCCAGGGAAGGCACUCCAGAACCAAAGAUGGGAGAUGUGCUUCAUGCGUUCCAUAGUUAUCCUGUGAAGACCAAGGUCAUCUUUCCUACUGAAGAAAUUGAGAGAACACCUUUUGUCAAAGUCCCCUCAAAACCUACUACUCCAGAACCAAAAGUAGAAGUGAAGGGGCGAGAAACCAAAGUGGAGAUUCGCGAGACACCAGCUACAGUACAGCAUGCAUCAGAACCAGAGCCUAAGUUGGAAGUACGGCCUAGUCAGAAAGAAGAGCCAAAGCCAAAGCAAGAGCCUAAAGUUAUCUCAAAACCAGAAGCAAGUCCACAAGUCAAAAGAGAAUCUAAAGUGGCAACUAAACCAGAACCAAAGCCAAUAACCAGGUCAGAACCCAAGCCAAUUGCCAAACCAGUCCCAAAGGCUGAGCCUUCAUCAAGAUCUGAUCUUAAAUCUAAGGCUGCAGCUACUGCUAAGAAUCUUGCCGAAGCAAAGGAGCCAUCAGAUGCUGAACAGGGACCUAACACUAUACUGAUAUGUAUGGUUAUACUUCUGAAUAUUGGUUUGGCAAUUCUGUUUGUGCACAUUCUGACAUGAAACACCCCGCUUUGGGUUCUGUUACUUGCAAGAAGGCUGAUGAAGUAAUAAAAGGUUGCCAAUGGUUCCCAAAGCUGCCCUUUUAUCUGAUGGCAUCCAAAGCACAACAAGUGAACUCACAAGAAGCUUCUUGGAAGUGACGGUUUGCACUACGCCUUUCAAGCAUAGGCAAAAAGUAGACAUUUGGACAAGUUUGGAAUCUGCAGUUAUGUGUAUAUAUAUGUAUGUCUUUAAUCUAAAAUGGCAAUAUGGGCCACCGCUGCACCACAUGCACAGCUACCGACGAAACCACCCAACUGUUCUGUUAUCUUAAUAACUUCCUACCAGAAGAGCUACAUAGAGUUACAUAAAAUUGCCUUCAGUAGAAAUGUGAAAAUGAUUUGGUGAAAGGUUGUUUAACUGAACAAACAAUCACCGGUUUCAUCUGAUUAUUUCUUAAAUGGAGCGGGUGAGAUUAAAACAAGUGGGAGUACAUUAACAAAGAAAUUUUCAGUUCCAAAGUAUCCAGCACAGCAUUCUACAGUUGCAGAAGAAUUAUUGGUGGAGACAAUGUAAAGCAUUAUGUCAACAAACCUAACUUGGACUAGCGUGCCAGUCAGGAUUGGUGCAGAGAUUGGCUUGAGCGGCCUGUAAUGUUCUCCUUGACAGGCGAGUUCAGCAAAUGGAUGGAUGAAUGGAUGGAAUGUUCAUGACGAGACGUACAAUCUCCCUUUGAUUAUGUGCAUUUUGACUUUUUAGAGGGUAUUUAUAGUGUCUAAUUUCAGAGCUUGAAACACAUUUUGUCAAAAACAGUUAUUAGUUGAUUGACAAAAAUGCAAUGCAAAGAUGAAGUGAUUAUAAAUCUGCCUUUCAAACUAGAUUUAAUAGCAUCUUCACCUUUAUUAGACUUUACAAUGGAGAAAUUUCUCAUACAGAACAUGAAUCUGAAACAAAGAGAAAUGUGACAUAGGCACCGAUGCAUAUCCCAAAGUGACCAUCUGUGACAUAAAAAAUGAACACUGAUCCGUUACCUGCAGGGCCAGUAUGUCUAUGGGAUGUUACUACAGGCCAGCAGGGUUUAGUGCAAAGCUUUUGUCUUGGGUCUUUUGUAGACCACUUGCUUUGAAGCUGCCAAAGAAAUGUAAAUGGAAGACCUCCCAAGCAGCAGGGGCAGACAAACCUCAAGACGUUGGCAGCAAGAGCAGAGAAGAUGGUUCUGAGGGAGACAUGGGUGGCAUCUCUCUACGCAAAAAGUGAAUUUCAUCUUUGGGUGCAAAGAAAGAAAGAAGCAAAGAAAGAAAAUGUGUACACUGAAAAUCUUGGAGAGAUUGUCCAAACAAAAUGCAUUUUGUUUUCCUCCCACAUACUGUAGUAGUUGGGCUGAUGCAAACUGCAUUCCAGCUCCCUAAGAAACUGCAUCAAAUUUCAAAAACUAACAUCACAGGACCUCAGGCCUUGGUGCUUAACAGUCACUAACAUGUUAAGCAUCAGGGUCUAAGACAAAAGAGGCCAAAGAUUCCAAGUUUCAAGCCUAAAACACAAGAUGGCAUUUAGUGAACACUAGUGAAGUGGACAUUUGGACAUGAUCCUAAGUAUCAUACAAGAUUAGGCAAAUAAACCAGGCGAGGCCUUUGUUCUGAUCUGUCUUCUGGAUCUGCCACAUUGGAUUACCCACUAUACCCUUCUCUCUGUACCAAUCACCCCCACCCAUUUUUUUCCUGCAUGUGUGUGAUUUUUUUUUUUUUUGUAUAUUUUUAUGAAUUUUUGUUCUGUUAUGCACACGAGUGUUUGUAAGUGAAUGGUGAUAACUGACAAACAAUACUGUGAACUUGGGGAUGUAUUGUGCCCAAUGCCUGUUUUCACACAAAAAGAACAUGUGUGUCGCUCUCAGAUGUAAUCAGUUUUAGUAAAAACAAAUCAUCAGACUUUAAAAAAAAAUAGUCACUAUGGAGUAAAAACUGGGAUUUCAGUAUUCAUGUUGAUGACCCCACAGAAUGCCUACGAUUUCAUGGAGCAUUCUCAUUUUUAUAUAAUGUGGACUGUGUUAUGUAUACAUAAUGUCUCGUUAUGUUCCAAACCCACCUCCAUAUAUAUUUACAUAAAUUCCAUAACACUGUCCACUCAUGGUCUGAACACUCCUUUCAAUGAUUUACAUAAAUAUUAAUAUUGUAUUUGGAGAAUGAGUACAAAACUGCCUCAUUAUGGCCCAAACACUCCCUCAGAUAUAUUUACAUAAAUUAAAUAAUUUAGCCAUCUUAUGGACUAAGUAAGCAUGGCCUUGAAAAUUUUGCAUACAUUUUAUAAUUCCGCCUGAUGGUUUUAAAUGCUCACUUGAACAAUCUUGCAUGAGUUUCAUACAUCUGACAUCUAUCUCAUGGUACUGUACAAACACCUCCAUGAAUAUGAGUGUGUGUCAUUGUCAUACACGGCUUUGUUAUGGUCCAUACAACUCCUUGCACUUCCAUUCGUGAGUGUCAUGCUGUGGUCUGAACACAUUUUUCCGUAUAUUCCCACUAUACUGCUCAUCCAAACUUCAAUGUCCAGCGGUAGCAGAUCACUCCCUAACUUUGUCUCCACAUCUCCCUUCUUUACAAAUACAGUAAAUAUAACUUCACUGAGGUUCAUUGUAGCUUUCAAUGACAUUCCACAGCUUUUUCCCAAAAAUGGGGAAAAAUAACAAGCUUAGUAAUUUUACACCAAUUAUUUUUUUCACAAGUGAUACUAGAUUGGCAUCCUGUCCAGGUCUGAUUCCUAUCUUGCACCCAAAAAGGCUGCUGGCUUUUCAUAGAUUUGAUCAGUAAAAGUGGGUUCUACCAAUCAAUGGGGCUUUACUGUGAAAGUUCAAGACUCACUAAAUGGGUUUUAUGGAAUACAUUUUACAUCCAACAGCUGAAACACUGCCUAGCAGAAAGAAGAGUCUCAUAAAAUCAAAAAUGAUUUCAGUUUGGAUACUCUGGAAUGAACCCCUCUGAUUUCUUGUAAAAUCUUAUGGUAACGGAAUGUAAAAUAAACCCUCAAGCCAAUUUAUACCUGAAGAGAUUUCACCAUGAUUAUUCUUGGCGGAAGUUCAGAAAUGAGUGAUUGGAUAAUUUGCUGUGUUUUAACAACUCAACAUUUGAACUCUGUGUUUUUUUCCCACCUUCCCAUCUGUUUAGAAACCCACUUUCUUGAUUCAGAAUACCUGGCAACAUUAAAGUGCAAGGAAGGAGCCAAACCUCCCUCAAUUAGGAACAAAUCACCAGAAGGCACAUAUUAAGUAAUAAGGUCUUCGUUUGGCUGUGACGGCCCUGAAGGUGCUGCUUGCUGCCCUUCACUGUGCGAGUCAGUCAGGCAAACGGCUUGAGUAAAGCAGUCAAAUUGUCCUCUAUGUGUAUGCGGGGGGUCAUCAGCUGCAGGGUGUCAAGUCUUGUGGAGCGGACGAGGCAGGAUGAUCUUUUACUCGCUCACAAGUCAGUUUUCCUUUUGUUUUGUGUUGUUAAGUCAAAGUGCUGCUGCUGUGAUAUUUUUUUUUAAAGACCCAGCUUGUUCAACGUGUGACUACAGGAAAUAAAGAAGAAACAAAAUGUAGAAUUACACUGAAAUAAAACUGUUGUGAAGCCCUU